AUGGAUCACAACCUUAAUAUGCAUCAUCAAAAUGCCUCAUUGCAUUGGAGCUAUGGCGCCGCCGCAGUACCAACUACGCCGCAAAACCAUUGGGUACCACCCCCACAAACACAAUCGCUGAAGCGCGCCAUAUCAGAAAGUGAUUGCGAAGAUUUAUAUUCAGAGGAAUCAUCCAAGGAACAAAUUUCUCCCAGUGACGGCAGUAGUUGUCAAUUGAUGAGCCGCAAAAAACGACGUGGUGUUAUUGAAAAGAAACGCAGAGAUCGCAUCAAUUCCUCUCUUAGCGAAUUAAAGCGUUUGGUUCCCUCGGCCUAUGAGAAACAAGGCUCCUCAAAAUUGGAAAAAGCUGAAAUUUUACAAUUGACUGUUGAACAUUUGAAAAAUCUACAAGCAAAAGGUACCGAUGCUUUGGGCUAUGAUCCUCAAAGAUUUGCCAUGGACUAUCACAUUAUUGGCUUUCGUGAAUGUGCGGCCGAGGUGGCCAGAUAUUUGGUGACCAUUGAGGGCAUGGAUAUUCAGGAUCCUUUGCGUUUGCGUCUCAUGUCGCAUUUGCAAUAUUUUGUGCAACAACGCGAAUUGUCGGUGAAAAAUUGUGCCACCACACCGGGAGCUGCGGCCUGGUCAGUACAUCCAACGGCAGCCUCAUCCUCGGUGGCUGCCGCAGCAGCAGCAGCUUAUCAGCCCAACUGUGGAGUGGCCCCCUAUCAAGCUUAUGCCUCCACCAGUGCAGCAUCAACACACUCAGCCAGUCAUAGCAAUUCGUCGUAUGUGCCCAACUUGCCCUCAGCUCUGCAUCAAUAUCCCAGCUUAAGCUCAUCACCAAAUGCCAGUCAACAACAAAUGCAUGCCCAGCAGCAGCAACAACACAGUGUACGCUCAACCUCGGUGGGGUCGGCUCAAGAUGCUCAUGGCCUUAUCAAUCAUAAUGCGAGUCAAGUAUCCUCGCCUCAACAACCUCAAGCUCAGCAGCAACAGUCUCAACAAAGUCAACAAACUCAAAGUCAACAGAAUGUGGUAGCCCAUCCCCAAAUAACACCAACCUCACAUGAGACACAUCUGCAGCAGCAACAACAACAAGGUCAACAAACUCAAGCUCAACCCCAACAACAACAACAACAACAACAUCAUCAUUAUGCCCAUGAUCCAAAUGCUCACCAGGAUCAUCAGGGUGCCACCUACAUUGAAUUAACGAAUGCCCAUGGUCAUGCAGGACAUCGUCAAGUGCCAUCAGCAGUGCCGGCCUCAGCUUUAGGUUAUACGACUAUGCCUCCACAAUAUCCUGUUAGUGUGGCCCAAGAAUACAAUCAUCAAACGGGAGUUUAUGUAACGGCUAAUGGUUCCAAACCCUAUAGACCAUGGGGUGCAGAAAUGGCAUACUAGGAUGAGGAUUCUGGUGAUUAAUUGGACUAGAAUAUGACAAAAACCUCCCCAAAGAUAUACCGAGUAUAUGAAGGAGAGGAUUUUUAUCUUCAGAAAGGAAGCACGGAGAGAAUCUUAAAAAUUUCUCUCAAAUAGAAAAUUCACACCAAAGGACCAUACCAAAAAUGUUUAUAAAAGCUUUAUCUUGUAUUUUGUAAAAAAAAAAUCAGCUGAUCAUAUCAGAAAAGCUCAUUGGCAAUUCAAGAAAAAAUUUAGUUUUACAAAAAAUUAAAAAAAAAAAAAACAAUUAAAAACGUGCUAAGUUCGGCCGUGCUGAAUCUUAUAUACCCUCCACCAUGAAUCAUAUUUGUCAAGUACUUUACGCGGUAUCUCUAGCCAAACAAAGGAUAAUGGAUAAAAAUUGCCAUGCUAUUGGAGCUAUGUCAGAUUAUGGACCGAUUCGGGUCAUAUCGAUGUGGAGACCAUAGUAGAAGACAUUGUGCAAAAUUUCAGCCAAAUCAGAAAAGAAUUGCGCUCUUAGGGGCCCAAAAAGUAAUCUGUUUAUAUGGGAGCUAUAUCAGGUUAUGGACCCAUUCAGACCAUAUUCGGAACGUAUGUUAAAGGUCAUAGGGAAGUAGUUGUGCAAAGAUUUACCAAAUCGAAUAAAAAC
Molecule: messenger RNA, 2029 nt
Organism: Stomoxys calcitrans (stable fly)
Lineage: Eukaryota; Metazoa; Arthropoda; Insecta; Diptera; Muscidae
Gene: Hey
Product: hairy/enhancer-of-split related with YRPW motif protein
Exons: 3
Coding region: 1-1380 (459 amino acids)
Biological process (GO): regulation of neurogenesis; anterior/posterior pattern specification; regulation of transcription by RNA polymerase II
Cellular component (GO): nucleus
Molecular function (GO): RNA polymerase II cis-regulatory region sequence-specific DNA binding; DNA-binding transcription factor activity, RNA polymerase II-specific; protein dimerization activity
Source: RefSeq, a predicted model, not a curated record